AUUGUUAGAAGAAAAUGGUAGAGGCUAAGGAUAAGUUAUCGUCAUACCGGUGGUGGUUUGACAGUCAGAAGAACAUCACUCCGAAUCGCUCACCAUGGCUUCAAUCAACUCUUGCUGAACUAGAUGAAAAGACAGAGGCCAUGCUGAGGAUAGUUGAACAAGAUGCAGAUUCGUUCCGCCAAAGAGCAGAAAUGUAUUACAAGAAGCGACCACAGCUCAUUAACAUGGUUGAGGAUUUCUAUAGGACCCAUCGCUUGUUAGCUGAGAAGUAUGAUCAAAUCAAGUGCGAGUCUGGUACUCGCCUUUUGACACCGUGGAUGUCUCCAUUGUCUUUCACCAAGUAUCCACACAAAAAACCGAUGAGCGCCACUGAAAUAUCCUAUGACAGCUAUUCAGAAACCUUUGACCCAGAGUCUGAGUUAUCAGAUAAUAUGUCUGAGGUCGAUGAUCCUGACAUAGAAGAAGAAGAAGAAAUACAAACCCCCCGAUCAGAGAAGGGAACAGUGGAAAUAUCAAGUGGCUUUCGCGUCAACAAUGAUGAAGUAGUGAAGCUGAGGGAAGAAAUUGAGAGGCUGAAAGAAGAGAGCAGAGUUCAGCAGGAGCUUCUAAUGCAGAAAGAUGAAGAGAAAAGAGAGGUCAUCAGGCAGCUCAGUUUAGCUAUUGAUUUGCUGAGGGAGGAAAAUAUUAUGCUGAGGAAGUGUGUUACUAAGACUUCAUCUCCAAAGAAGGAAAACAUCAAUGAGCUCAAGACAUUAAAAGACGGGUUCCGGAAAACGUCAUCUCCAAAGAAGGAAAAUAACAUUGAGCUCAAGACAUUUAAGGAGGGGUUCUGGAAGAGGCUCUUCAAUGGAUCUCCUUAGUCAGAGGCUGUAAUAAUUGAUCAUUCUACAGUCUAGUGUGCAAUAUUGCUUCAUUCUUUAUAGUCUUGUUGUUGUCUAGAAGUAGUGAUAUUUUUAAUAUAUGUAGGAUUUAUAAGUACUCUUAUUUCAUUUGCUAUCCUAGUACUCCUAAGUCAUUCUUGAUGUUAUUAUUGGUCUGAUCAAUUUGUUUUAGUACAGUAGUAAUACAUAAAGUGUUGAAUUUCAGUUCUA
Messenger RNA from Lycium ferocissimum, 1091 nucleotides. RefSeq names its product protein NETWORKED 3A-like. Gene Ontology annotation, cellular component: vacuolar membrane. Lineage: Eukaryota; Viridiplantae; Streptophyta; Magnoliopsida; Solanales; Solanaceae. The transcript has 2 exons. The coding region runs from base 15 to 860 and encodes 281 amino acids. Gene Ontology annotation, molecular function: actin binding. The record is from RefSeq and is a predicted model, not a curated record.